CCACGGUGUUCGAAUCUCGACCGUGAAACUUACCAUCAUUCUAGUAGAAUUCGGUAAUUAAGAACCACACGAAUUUUCAGCGCUAUUCCUUCUCAAGGCAGGAAAGAAGAUUUGAAACGAUAAUCAGCAUUGAUUCCCUUCCCUAUAACACUGGAUACCUUGCAUCGAGGCUCUCACUCGCCCGCGUGUUCUACAUCCUAGCCCCCAAGCAGGCUAUAAUUGAUUGACAAUGAUUUACAAUCGAUGGCGAGAAGCUUCAAGGAUGUUUACCAUUCGCCGUGGAGUCCACACAGAUAACCCAGUCCAUGUACAAGUAUCCGUUCGUCCCGAGGUAUUCUAUACCAUGGGAAGACACGUAGGAAACCUAUAAAGAGUAGUCGCUCUCGAAACUCUUUAGGUUAUAUCAUAAAUUACCGUUGACAGCCUUCCGAUAUUCUCAUUAAACAUCUCCAAGUAUAUUCAGCAGUUUCUCUACCUCAUUUCAAGACACGAUGCCUGCCCAACGACAUGAGUCGACCACCGUCGACGUCACGCCACUCGGCGAACCGCUCAAAUUCGAGUUCUCUGGGAGAGUUGCGAAGAACCGUUUCCUCAAAGCCCCGAUGGCUGAAGACCUAGCUACUUGGAGUCCCAAGAAUCUUGAGGAGCGUGGCAUCCCAACACCAGAGCUUAUUGAACUAUACCGAAGAUGGGGAGAGAAUGAAUGGGGAGUUAUAGUUAGUGGAAACACCGAUAUUGAAUUCGAUAUGCUAGACGCUGUUGGCGACUGUAUCAUCACACCCGAAUGCCCCCCUUCCGGUCCGCGUUUUGAGGCCUUCAAAGAACUAGCUGUUGCGGCGAAAGCGAAUGGAAGCCUGAUUCUUGCACAACUCACACACCCGGGGCGACAACUCUCCGCAAGAAUUAGGAAAGACACAAUCUCGUCUUCCGCAGUUCAACAUCCUUCGAAGAAAGGAGUCCCUUACGCCAAACCAAGGGCAGCAACAAAAGAUGAUAUCGCUCGGGUUGUUGACGGAUUCGCCCAUGCUGCUGAAUACCUGCAAAAGGCAGGUUUCGAUGGCAUCGAACUACAUGGAGCGCACGGUUACCUCAUUGCCCAAUUUCUAUCUGAAAACUCGAACCAGCGUACCGACGAAUACGGCGGUAGUCUCGAAAACCGCAUGCGCCUGAUAGUCGAGAUCGCUGAAGAGAUCAAGAGGCGUAUCAAGCCAGGGUUCAUUCUCGGUAUUAAACUCAACUCGGUCGAAUUUCAAGCAAAGGGCAUCAAACCGGCCGAGGCAAAAGUCAUGUGCGAAAAAAUGCAAGAGCUGGGCUUUGACUUCGUGGAGCUGUCAGGCGGCAACCAUGAAGAAAUUGGCUGGGGAAACAAGAAGGAAUCUACACAGAAACGAGAGGCUUACUUCCUUGAAUUCAUUGGUGAUAUUGUUCCACAUCUGUCUAAGACCAAGAAAUACCUGACCGGUGGCUUCCGCAGUACGGCUGCUAUGGUCAAGGCCCUCGACACUCUUGAUGGUAUUGGUCUUGGUCGCCCGGCUGCACAAGAACCGCGCCUAGCAGCUGACAUCCUCGCUGGCAAGAUCACCGGCGCUAUUAAGCCGAAAGACGAGUUGGUGAGUGAUGUCUGGCUGGGUGUAACAGUGGCGGGGACCCAACUGCGACAGGUAGCUCAGAACCGGGAGCCCUUUGACACAAGCGACCCGAAGGCUGUCGAGAGUUUUAUGGCAGAGCUCAGGAAGCAUAAUAGCAAGCUUAUCGCAGAUGGCGACAAGCUAGAAGUUCGAGGCUUCGUUGAGCUAACAGCUCCGGAGACGAGCUCGCAUCCAUAUGGAACUAUCUAUUAAAUGUACUUUCGAGGUUGGCGAUAAUUGUCAUUUUAGUAAGUCAGGAAAGUUUUGAUGUUACUAUUAUUGUCAGCUAUAUGUUGAUGUUGUUAGAUUUCGGAGACAUAAUAUAGAAUGUUAACGUAGCAUUUAGAGGGACAAUCAUGUUCGGCAUUCAUUUGACUUUAUUCCUCCAUGACGUACAAAUCGACUUCCCAUCAUACCAUCCGUUCGGAAACUUUUACGAUUUUACUAAUGAAUUGGUGGUGUUAA
Messenger RNA from Hypoxylon trugodes, 2093 nucleotides. Its product is annotated as NADH:flavin oxidoreductase/NADH oxidase-like protein. Bases 492 to 1841 code for a protein of 449 amino acids. Lineage: Eukaryota; Fungi; Ascomycota; Sordariomycetes; Xylariales; Hypoxylaceae. The transcript has 4 exons. Gene Ontology annotation, molecular function: oxidoreductase activity; FMN binding. The record is from RefSeq and is a predicted model, not a curated record.